Molecule: messenger RNA, 785 nt
Organism: Anopheles coustani
Lineage: Eukaryota; Metazoa; Arthropoda; Insecta; Diptera; Culicidae
Exons: 2
Coding region: 61-723 (220 amino acids)
Biological process (GO): mitochondrial respiratory chain complex I assembly
Cellular component (GO): mitochondrion
Source: RefSeq, a predicted model, not a curated record
AAAGUCAAAAUACGAAUCAAGUGCUUGCACGCACUUGCAGCUCCUAGUCCGGUAGCCGCAAUGGCACUGUUACAUAAAAAGGUAUCGGAAAUCCCUCAGGAUGCGGUCCGGCUCAACGAGGACGAGGCGGUCAAAUACUUUCUCAAGCUGGUGCAAAACUGGGAGAACAAGUCCGAAGUGUGGCCGAUCGUGUACACACCCGGCGUUCUCGGUGCGACCACGGUGUUCUCCAGCUUUUACAUCAACAACUACUUCAGGCGGGUCCUGAAGCUAGGGAAGUAUGGGCGGUUAUCGAGUUAUUUACCGUCCGUUGCGCUGCCCGCUAUUAUGGCGACGAUGUUCCACAGCACGUUUGUGCUUCCGGAUGCAGUGUUGCACAAACAAGCAUGCCCGGUGUGCCUACAGACGCGUGCGGCGGUAUUUCAAAGUUGCUUCGCUGUCGGCUAUCCCAUGCUUCUGGUCCCAUUGUCAUCGUUUAUGUUCGCCACCCGACAUUUCACUUACCGACUGCCAUCCAUCACGGAGAAACCGAAGGAAGUUUUGAAACUGUUCCGUAAACUUUCCGGUCCCAUUACUCUACCACUUACCUUGAUGUUAGCAUUUAAUUUGACGCUUUCCAUAUUCCUAACCGGUAAGGAAUUCGAGGCUGUACACAAGGUUAACCUUCACCUACUCGCAGUAGAACGAAAGCUCGAAAGCGAAGGUUUAUUGCCUACCGAUUGAUCCAUUUGUAGAUUGUUGUAUAGAAAUAAAACCCAAAUAGUUGGGGUAUAAGUUAGUCAUAA